AUGGUCCAGGUCCGAUCUUAUUAUGAGAUUCUAGGGGUUGACACCAAGUCAACAGUUGCUGAAAUUAAAAAGGCGUAUAAGGAGAAGCUGCUUUGUACUCAUCCAGAUAAAAAUCGUACAGUUGAAGCACAAAACGUUUCGAUUGAGGAAAUCAAGGAAGCGUAUCAAGUGCUGGUGAACCCUAGUGGCAAGGAAAAUUAUGAUAAGGAAUUAGCUGAGUCAUACAAGAAACAGGGCUUUUACAACGGGGGAGAGGGACUGGAAGAUUACUCCCUGGAUGAAUUCAGUUACGACCCGGAGAGUUCAGGAUUCCACAUGGACUGUCCACGGUGCCAAAUGAGCAAUGGCUUUGAAUUCACAGAUAGUUUAUUGGAAGAGCACUGUAUUGAGCGCACCGAGGGUGGGUUUUAUGUUGUUGUACAGUGUUCAGCGUGCAGCCUGUGGCUCAACGUCAACUUCGAUGUAGCGGAAGACUAUGAGUCGUCAUGA
This is a messenger RNA of Lachancea thermotolerans CBS 6340, 489 nucleotides long. It is a transcript of the gene JJJ3, whose product is annotated as Jjj3p. The coding region runs from base 1 to 489 and encodes 162 amino acids. The record is from RefSeq and is a predicted model, not a curated record. NCBI's taxonomy places the organism in Eukaryota, Fungi, Ascomycota, Saccharomycetes, Saccharomycetales, Saccharomycetaceae. The transcript has a single exon.